UCUCCGCGAAAGACAGAGUUGCUGUAUGGUUGCAUUAAGAAAAUAUACGGAUUCAUUCUCAAAUUUCAUCCUCAAACGAAAACCAAGUUACUUGUGUGACAAUCAUUAACCACUACACUGAUCGGUGAAAACCUAAACCUAUAGAGACAGAGAGAUCUGAAGAAUGAUGAAUGCGGUGAAGAGUCGGAUUCAGUUCGCAAUGUCGUGGAUUCGCCGGCAGCCACCGAAGGUAAAGGCGUUUCUCGCUGUGGUUUCGGCAAUGGCGGUCCUCGUCUUCCUCAGGGUGAUUGUCCAUGACAACGAAUACCUUUUCUUGGCUUCCGAGGCCGUCCAUGCCACGGGAAUCUCCGUUCUUAUAUACAAGCUCACCAAGGAGAGGACUUGCGCUGGGUUAUCUCUCAAGACGCAGGAGCUCACGGCUUUGUAUCUGGGGGUUCGAUUGUAUUGUAGUUUUGUAAUGGAGUUUGAUCUUCACACGUUACUUGAUUCUGCUGCUUUCUUCACCACUCUUUGGGUCAUCUAUAUGAUCCGUCUCAAGCUUAGAGCUACGUACAUGGAGGAUAAAGACAAUUUUGUAAUCUACUACGUUGUAGUCCCAUGUAUUGUUGUAUCUUUCCUCAUACACCCGUCAACACAUCACCACAUCAUAAACAGGCUCUUUUGGGCACUUUGUGUUUAUCUUGAAGCUGUUUCAGUUCUUCCCCAGUUAAGAGUCAUGCAGAACACUAAGAUCGUGGAACCAUUCACAGCACAUUACGUGUUUGCUCUGGGAAUCGCUAGGUUCUUGAAUUGUGCACACUGGAUCCUUGAGGUGUUGGAUACGAGAGGGGGGUUACUGACCGCAUUAGGGUAUGGAACCUAUGGACUAUGGCCUUUCAUGGUCAUUCUCUCUGAAAUCAUCCAAACCUUCAUUCUUGCAGAUUUCUGCUAUUACUAUGUUCAGAGUUUAAUGGGUGGACAGCUCGUCCUUCGUCUCCCGUCUGGUGUGGUCUAAGAAGCUUUGCAAAACUGAUUGCUUUGAGCUUUCAGAGGUUUUCAUGAUUAGAGAUUUUGAGAUAUAUAAUUUAAUACUUUUGUUAGCAAAGAUGCAUUAACUAGAGUUAGUUUUCCAUAAUGAUGUUUAAUUCGGAUUUCAUUGGUGAUGACGUUUUGAG
Brassica oleracea var. oleracea is the source of this 1154-nucleotide messenger RNA. Its product is annotated as putative ER lumen protein-retaining receptor C28H8.4. The record is from RefSeq and is a predicted model, not a curated record. The transcript has 6 exons. NCBI's taxonomy places the organism in Eukaryota, Viridiplantae, Streptophyta, Magnoliopsida, Brassicales, Brassicaceae. The coding region runs from base 164 to 994 and encodes 276 amino acids. Gene Ontology annotation, cellular component: membrane. Gene Ontology annotation, biological process: protein retention in ER lumen. Gene Ontology annotation, molecular function: ER lumen protein retrieval receptor activity.